CCUCGCCUCAGCCAAUGUAGCAUCACCCAUCAAUCAUCAGGGCGGGAUGGGAGUAAUACCAGAGCAGUAUAAGCUGUAGAUAGUCCCUACCCAUACAGUACCGUGGACCCCCCGAUGGGUUGAAACGUCAGACCCGACAACCUCCCCUUCCCCCCUGAAGGGAGCACGCUCAAAAACUCCAAUCCACUUACCUGCCAGAACCCUCUGUAAAUGGCUUCGAGAACACACGUCCACCUGGAGAAGACGAAGACUGCUCGAUCCCUUUCUCCGGAAGAACGCCGUCGCGGAUGCAAAUGGGCCCUUUGGCAAUAUGCACUUGCAAUCGCGCCUGUCCGUGCUUCACCUGAAGUGGAAGCAGCUGCCAACCCUCCAUAAGAUCCUCUCGGUUGCUGUGCUGUCCUUGCUGCUGAUCGUGACGUUGCUGCAACCGAGCCCGGCAGUCGCCCGUGAUGGCUGGGACCGUCUCACGCGUCCCAAGAACCAGCCUCUGGCAGGCGGAAUCCCUCUACGUGUCAUGUUUAUCGGCGCCUCCAUGACCCUUGGCGAGCAUUCGACCGGCAACUUGGGCUACCGAAAGCAAGUCCGAGAUUGGCUCGUCUCUCGGGGGAAUCCCGUUAAUUACGUCGGCCAGAACCGAUAUGGCGACUUCAAGGACAAUGACGUCCAGGCCUUUGGCGCCCAACCUAUAAAGCCAACUCUCGACCGCCUCAAAGAGGUUGUCCCACAGGUACAACCGAACCUGUUCCUCAUCAAUGCCGGCUCGAGCGACUGCUUCCAGCUGGACCAUUGGGGGCCGGCAUACAUCCUCCAGGCCAUGCGCGCCCUGGUCGACUUUCUGUUCGAGGCCUCGCCGCAGGCCACCGUAAUCAUGUCGACCAUCAUUACAAGCCCGCGCGACGUCACGGAGCGCUGUGUAAAGAGCGCCAACGCUCAGAUUCGACAGGUGGCUACCGACCUGAUCCGUGAGGGUAAGCCGGUGACCAUGGCAGAAAUGCAUUACGACCAGGGCCUACCGAACCGCGUCCUGGUCGAGGACAUCGGGCCCGACGUCAUGCACCCUACCGACGCGGGGUACUUCAAGAUGGGCGACAUCUUCAUCGAGCACAUCAUCGAAGUUGAGAAAAAGGGCUGGCUCAAGCCGCCGGUGGACAACGGUGUGCCGGCGGACGGCGAGGCCGCGAGGGACGCCGAGGACGCGAUCCACGCAGCGGAGGAGAAGGCGAAGGCGGAGGGCAAAGGCCAAGAGGACCCGGGACAUCGAGACUCCGAUAGGAACGUUCACGAGCGGGAGAGGCGAUCAUUCGGCAGACGACACGGCGCUGUGUAAGCCUACUCGCUUCUACGAGAGCAGCAUUAUCUAUUAUAAUUCGAAUCCAUCCAGGAAAUAAUUAAUCCACCUGUCCAACUCAAGAGUUGCAUGGGAUGCCUAUAGUCGCCAAAGUGUAAGGCCGAUCCUUAUACCACAAACCGUCGGCACAUUCAUCUCGCACGUGGCCGGGCCGGAUCGUAUUCAUGAUGACGUCUUUUAACGCCAUUCCGUAAGGCUCGCUAAGUCCGUGAUACCGGGUCACCGGACGUAGUAUAGACCCACCACCGUGAGCAAUUCGGGUUCCCGCCCAACUCCCGCUUCCCAGGAACGAAGUCCCGUGACGAGUGCGACCACCGCGCAGCUGACGAGCUUCCUAAGGCACUUGUUUGGAUGCUUGGCUACAGGCAGUGGAUUUGUUAAUUAAAUCUGCGGCUCAUUAGGAUAAAUACGCAGUUAUAUUGCGUGUCUUCCCAUUUCUCACGUAGGUAGGAGAUCAGUAGGUUGCUUAACGAAGGAUAGGUUCGAUUC
This is a messenger RNA of Durotheca rogersii, 1837 nucleotides long. Its product is annotated as carbohydrate esterase family 3 protein. The record is from RefSeq and is a predicted model, not a curated record. Gene Ontology annotation, molecular function: phosphatidylcholine lysophospholipase A1 activity. Lineage: Eukaryota; Fungi; Ascomycota; Sordariomycetes; Xylariales; Xylariaceae. The transcript has 3 exons. Bases 311 to 1327 code for a protein of 338 amino acids.